Molecule: messenger RNA, 1621 nt
Organism: Sphaerodactylus townsendi
Lineage: Eukaryota; Metazoa; Chordata; Lepidosauria; Squamata; Sphaerodactylidae
Gene: RPRD1B
Product: regulation of nuclear pre-mRNA domain containing 1B
Exons: 4
Coding region: 1-462 (153 amino acids)
Biological process (GO): mRNA 3'-end processing
Cellular component (GO): RNA polymerase II, holoenzyme
Molecular function (GO): RNA polymerase II complex binding
Source: RefSeq, a predicted model, not a curated record
AUGGGGAAAACCGAAGACCUCAUCAAAGCCUUGCAAGAUCUGGAAAACGCCGCGUCAGGAGAUGCCACUGUGCGGCAGAAGAUCGCCUCCCUUCCCCAGGAAGUCCAAGAUGUGUCCCUGUUAGAGAAGAUCACAGACAAAGAGGCAGCCGAGCGGCUUUCGAAGACAGUGGACGAGGCGUGUUUGUUGCUGGCGGAGUACAACGGGCGGCUGGCGGCAGAGCUGGAAGACCGGCGCCAGCUGGCACGCAUGUUGAUUGAGUACACCCAGAACCAGAAGGACGUGCUGACGGAGAAGGAGAAGAAGCUGGAAGAGUACAAGCAGAAGCUGGCCCGGGUCACUCAAGUCCGCAAGGAGCUCAAGUCGCACAUCCAGAGCCUGCCGGAUCUCUCACUGCUGCCCAACGUCACUGGAGGGUUGGCACCGCUGCCAUCUGCCGGGGACCUGUUCUCAACUGACUAGGACCCGUGACGGGGUCUGCGUUUCCUCCCCUUCCCGCCCCUUUUUCCAGUCUGCGGAACAGUUUUCAUGACGACUGGAGAUUCUUCCAGUUCUCCGACAUAGGAAGGAAUCGACGGAGGCCCUCCUCUGCCCCUCUCUGCGGCGCACGCUGCCCUUCACGUUGACGGGGCGGCUGCGGCUCCCACUUCUCCGAAAGCAGGCCAGCUUCCUUGCGUUUGGGAAGAGUUCCCGUUUGCUUUGGGUUUCCCCUCCGCACCUCCCGUUUCUCCGGCAGACUAUGCAAAUCAUGCGUGUGUUGUGCUUCUGCAGCCUCUCGGCAAAUCGACACCGGUGCCUGCUCCGACUUUUCUCCCUGGUGUAAAAAAGAACGGGGUGGUUUGCUGAGUUGCGAGUCCACCUGGAUUUCUGGGCGGAGCUGCUGGAAGUCGGAGGCCCGGUAGCGUGCCAUCACUGCGGGGGAAAGGUUGAUGCUGCCGCUUCCCAGGUGGAUGGGCUCUGUCUUACGGCAGGGUGCGGGGCCACAAGGGGCCAAACCACGCCCUGCUGAUCUUGAGACGAGUUCAUGCUCCCCGUGCACACAGGCCAGCGUUGCUCCACAGGCGUAAUCUCCCCGCAUCUGUGUCUUCUCCCACCACGUCAACCGGUUGCAGUUGUAGUCCUGGCUCUGAAACAGCCCAGCUUUAUCAGUAGCCAUUAGCGGAAGGGCUGUUUCGUGUGGCCACAGUCCUCGAGGAGUUGCUGGUGCAGCCCCGCUGCAAUGUGCAAGAGGGGACGGAGGAGACGUCCACGCACGUUCUUGAUCAGUGUCCGUUCGUCUUGGUUCCUCUUCCCCCUUCGCAGUCUGCAGGGAUGCUUGAGCCUCUGUAGCUCGGUUGCAUCCGCGGAAGCCGGGAUCUAGGGCUCUCCCCUUCUGGAAAAGGGGGAAAUCUGUCCCUGGGUGGCCUCUCACCCAGCAUUUUUUUUUUGGUCUUGUAGCUUGAGAGGAGGGGGUUGGCCUCGCCCAGGCAUGGCUGGGAUCCGGGGUCCUUUUCCUUCAUUGGGCCCCCCAGACCCCGGAAGCCUGGCUCCCAUUUUGCCAAAUGCAGACGUGGCCGUGCGUUUCUCCUAAGGCUGGGCACACUCUGGUUUUCAGUUUUAAAUUGAUGGUCCCCCCCCCCCC